GCACAUCCUCGCCUCCUCCGUCCAAGCUCCCACCCGCUCGCCGCCGUUCCCAGCCCGCCGCCGCCUUCUCUGCCUUCCUACACCGUGCAUCCGUCGCAGCUGCACCCGUCUGUCUCGCCAGCAUGAGCACAGUGGCAGCCACGCCCCAGGCCACCACCCUAUGGGCCACAGCUUCAAAGGAAUGGGUGAUCCCGGCCAAACCGAAGCCUGGCCGCAAGCCGAAGAAAGACAGCGCUCCAGUCGCCCAGGACACUUCCGAGACAGACAGCAAGGGCCGCCGCGUACAGAACAGGGCUGCGCAGCGUGCCUUCCGUGAGCGCAAGCAGUCCCAACUCGCGGAGCUCCAGGCCCGUGUCCAGCAGUUCGAGCAGGGCGAGAUCGAGCGCAACGUCGCCCUGCAGAACAUCGCCAAGCGGCUCAAGGAGGACAACGAGAAGCUUCGCGAGGAGAACAUUCUUCUCAAGGAAAAACUCUCUCAGCUCGAGGACACCGUCGGGCCGCCAGACAACUCGAAGAAGAGGACUCGGCAUGACUCUAUCCAACGGUCUCCGAGCCUUCCGUCCGCGCAGUUGUCUAGGAAGAAGUCUAAGGUCACCCCCGAACCUCCGAGCAGGCUCGCAACCUCCAUGUCUCCCGGUGGCUCGUACGACGCACCUUCCCCUGCGUCAUCCGUGUCUUCAUCGCAACCGUCUUCCCACACGAGCUUUUCGCCGCUGCCUACCCAGGACUCGCGCAUGUCGAACAGCAUGUUCGAUAUCUCGAACGGCAAGAGCGAGUUGUACGACGGAGGGAUGCUAUCGUGUGGGUUCUGCAACGAGACGACAUCAUGUGUUUGCAAGGAGUUGGCUCUGCAGAACCAAGUCUCGGAACAGUUGAGGCUUUCUGAUCCGCCUUCGCAUAAUGUAUCUGCGCCGCAUCUCGGCGCGCGGCGCGACACUUCGUUGCAGCCUUCCAUUCUCGACAACCUUCCCCAGUACCAGGCCCCGGUACCGCUCCGUCGCCGCUCUCCCGCGAACUCUGGCCGCGCCGCCGUCUUCCCCGUCGCCCCGCCACCCGCCUCGUCCUCGACGUCGGCAGCGUCCUGCUCGGGUGAUCCCUCCAACUGUUUGGCAUGUGCUGACGACGCCUUCGGAAAGGCCUUCUGCGAUGCCAUCGGCAAGUCUGUCGCUUCGACCUCAUCCGGCUGCGGCUACUGCCCGGACUCCACACAGGCCACUGAGAGCGUGCCAUCCGCUCCAACUAGUGGUGGUUGCUGUGGUGACCCAAUGGCGUGCGGCGGCGUCGUUUCAUGUGCCCCAGCGACACCUGUUGUUCCACAGCAGGACAACACGAUGACCGACGCACAAGGCCCUUCUGAAACCGUCUCUUGCGACAUCGCCUGGCGUGAGAUCAAAGCCCAUCCCAACGUCGCCUUCACGGAUCUCAGCCUGCUCGCGGACGUCGUUGCACGGCGAUCGAAGUGCAGUGGCCCGCGUGUCGAGAUCGUGCCUGCGCCAGGUGCGGUCACGCCAGAGCGGGGCCUUUCUCCUGCCAUCUCCUCAUCGCACGCCGAGAACGGUCAGUCUGUUCUGCUGUCGGACCCACGCGCGCCAUACGACGCGAGGCAGGGUAUGGGCGUGUCGACCGCGCGGUCGCCACCACCGCAAUUGGUUCCUCAGGAGGUUCUCAUCAGCUGUGGUCGUCAGCGGGUACGCGAAGUUAUGGCUGACGGAGUUCGUGAUGCUCUGAGGCUCUUGGACGCAAAGUUCCCUCUAUCUACUCGCCAGAACACCUAUAUGUCUUGAGUCUGUAUCACCGUUCUGUACGUUAUUGUAUGUCGUAGGUAGCCACUUCAACCAAAAUGAAAGACACCAAGCCACCGUCUUGUAUGCUCUGCACAUAUGCUCCAAGUC
This is a messenger RNA of Rhodofomes roseus, 1892 nucleotides long. RefSeq lists its product as uncharacterized. Gene Ontology annotation, cellular component: RNA polymerase II transcription regulator complex; nucleus. The transcript has 4 exons. NCBI's taxonomy places the organism in Eukaryota, Fungi, Basidiomycota, Agaricomycetes, Polyporales, Fomitopsidaceae. Bases 123 to 1784 code for a protein of 553 amino acids. Gene Ontology annotation, molecular function: transcription cis-regulatory region binding; DNA-binding transcription activator activity, RNA polymerase II-specific. The record is from RefSeq and is a predicted model, not a curated record.